AUGAAAUUUGAUUAUGAGACAUUAAAACACAUGGGUCCCUUCAGCAUUACUGUCAGCGCCCUUGGCAUUACAGGGUUUGCUCUAUCCAGCAUCAAUCACCUUCGGGAUUUGAUUGGUAGCCUCGCAGAUGCCAAAGCAAUGGUCCAAGAUAUUGCCCCCUCCUUAAGGGCCAUCCAGCGCCCGCUCACUGCUCUGGAACAGCUUGUCAUUUCUGAUGACAUGACCUAUUCUGCAGCCUAAUCGGAUCUCCAAAAGACGGGCGUCGCGGAGGCUGUGAAUUGAUGUGGUCAGGCAUGUGCUGACUUCACAAAGCAACUUCAGAAAUGAACAAAACACUCCAGCACAACACAGCUUUCACUUCGAGAUCCCCUUUCUGUGGGUGUGGAGAACAAAGAGAAGAU
Talaromyces stipitatus ATCC 10500 is the source of this 401-nucleotide messenger RNA. RefSeq lists its product as uncharacterized. Lineage: Eukaryota; Fungi; Ascomycota; Eurotiomycetes; Eurotiales; Trichocomaceae. The record is from RefSeq and is a predicted model, not a curated record. The transcript has 2 exons. The coding region runs from base 1 to 240 and encodes 79 amino acids.